Molecule: messenger RNA, 1994 nt
Organism: Acanthochromis polyacanthus (spiny chromis)
Lineage: Eukaryota; Metazoa; Chordata; Actinopteri; Pomacentridae
Gene: gp9
Product: glycoprotein IX (platelet)
Exons: 2
Coding region: 531-1265 (244 amino acids)
Source: RefSeq, a predicted model, not a curated record
CAGAUUUUCUUGUAUCACCGGUAUUCAGCCUCGGUGUAUGUCCUUUAUUCUCUGUAGCUCCACGUUUUCCAUUAAGAAACACUUUCCUCUUUGGCCUCGAGCUCCUUCAGCAUUCGACUUGAUGUGCACGUUCACGUCCACAUAAAGCCAUGCGUGCUCCAAGCUGUAAUUUGCAGCAAAGUGCCCCGUCAGCACUGCAGUGGAUGUUAGCAAUGCACUAAGUGGAAGCGCUUCACGCCGCCUCUCUUCAGCUAUUUUAAUAGAUAAACCCUUAUCUCAUUUCAGCAGAUGGAUUUCCCUCAUGUCAUAUGCGCCAUAAGCGUGCAGUGUUAUUGGUGCAGUCCUCACACUGACGUCUCUGUUUUGGGCGUGAGUUCAAUAACACGUUAGUUACAAAACAGAUACCUCCAGGUCAGGAGAACUUCUGAAAUGCUCUCAAGCUCAAAUGUUACAUCGGAACCAGAACUGUGAAUAUAUAAUGAGACUUUAACGAUGACUGGCACCACAAGAAGGAACUUGACUCUGAAAGGAUGCUCUCCGGUCUAAGCAUAGCUGUCCUCCUCCUCCUGACCACAUCAAAUGUGCACAGUGCUGGUAGGCCCUGCCUCUGCUCAGCCCUCCUUCCUGCUGGACUAAAAGUCAACUGCAGCUCUUUAAACCUUGCAGAGCUUCCUCAUCUACCCUCAGACACCACAGAGCUCCAUUUGCAGGACAACCAGCUCACCUCAGUGUCUCCAGGCCUGUUUGACCGAUUUGUGGGCCUGAAAAAGGUCUCCGUAUCUGCGAACCCCUUCCACUGUGACUGUAGGAUCCAAUACCUGAGGAGCUGGCUGCUGAAGAACAGGGCUAUUGUUCUAAAACAGCCCGUCUGUUCCAGUCCAAGCUCUGUGGCUCAGAAAGCCAUCGUUGAACUCAGUGAUGGCCACUUUUCCUCCUGCACCCUGCCAAGCUGUGCUGACGGGACAUAUAACACCAUAAUGGGAGUGAUGCUGUGCUGCCUCAUUGUUCUGCUUCUGUGGAGCUUGAGACUAGCCAGAAACUCCACUUUCAUUCUGAGCAUAGAUGGGAGACACUCCGCGUUCGAGGCAGACUCUUUGCGCUCGCUGAGGCCCAAACACAGAAGGCGGCUGGCCGAAGUCAGUGCAGACACGGAUCCUCUCAUUUUUACAGAGGAUGUAGAAGAACCGCUUCUAAACAUGGAGUUACUGCCACAAGUGCUUGACGUGCUACACAAGAAGCACAACAUAAAGAUAAAAGCUACCUGAGGGAGUUCUUUGUCCACAACAGUGGAAUUACACAGACUCUACCAACGGAAGACAGGGGUUAGGGCAAUAAGAAAGCAGCACAACCAAUUUCUUUUAUGGUUUUUUUUCAAUGAAGUUGCUUUUUUUCAUGUUUUACUGCUGCAGCUUUUUUACCGAGACUUAACGCAGAUAUUUAGUUUUCUUACAAUGCAACUAAUUUUAUACAGAGAAUUUUUUACACAUCCAAACGAUGCAGCAGAAACUACUGUAAAAUGAAUUAUCCAAAUUUGUUUUGUGCUUGUCAGUGUACUAAUGGCCUCGCAUUAUUGGGAACUAAUUUACCUUUAAAUUGUAUUUGAGCUUAUUGAGACCCAAUUUAAAAUGUGUGGAUACUCUCUGCAUGGUAUAGACACUACCAUUCAAGAGUUUAGGGUCACUUAGAAAUAUCCUUAUGUUUGAAAGCAUUUUUUUCAAAGAAGAUUAAAUUAAUCAGAAUUAUAGUCUAGACAUUGUUAAUGUGGUUAAUGACUAUUCUAGCUGGAAAUUGCUGAUUUUUAAUGGCAUAAUUAGAUAGGGAUACAGAGGAACAUUUCCAGCAACCAUCACUCUUGUGUUCUGAUGCUAAAUUGUGUUAGCUAAUGGUGUUGAAAGGCUAAGGGAUGAUUUGAAAACCCUUGUGCAAUUAUGUCAGCACAUGAAUAAAAGUGUGAGUUUUCAUGGAAAACAUGAACUUGCCCGGGUGAAACCAUA